CGAGAAUUCGUGGCAGUAGAAAACUUAGUGGUCGCGAGACGUGCUUGUUUUUUGAGUGCGGUGUGCUCUUGCCGCUUUUUGCCUGAAUGAUUGUAAAAAGUUAGAUCCCGACCAUGUGCCGCAGGUCAUUUGCUGUUGUUUGUUUACUUUACGUUUCACAACAGUACUCCUUCUCCUGUACAAUUUUAUUGUUCAAAAGUUACCACGGCCUGUUGGAAUGUUCGUUGCUCUUUAUAGAGAUUUCUUAAGUUGGAAAUGUUCGCACUGUAGUUCCGCAACUCACUUGCCUGGCGUCUACCACAUCUGUAUGGAGCUCCCCAAUUUGACGGCAUUAUUUAAAGCACACGAAAGUGUCGGCGCUGCUAUUUCGUGUAUGCCUCUUUGUCUGUCUGUCCCACAGUACUCGUUUACAGCCAAACAAGUAGUCAAAGAUAAAUGUGAAAUGAAAGAUAUGCUUGUUUCCAGAGCAGUGUUGUAUUCACCAAAAGGGCUGGCCUUAGAGCACCCCAUCAUGAUAUGGCAGAUACUGCUCAUCAUUAGCUAUUUCAUGUUAUUUGAAGCCACUCCCUUCUAUUUGGGGGCGCAAAAGAACAUUACUUGUUUUUUCAACUUUGGUGUAUUCCCAAAGAGCCAUACACUUCUUGCAAAUUUAAAAGGCAUCGAGAUGGGGCGCCAUUUAUAUAGCAAUUCGGUUAUGCAGAACCCCUUGGUACAAGCCUCACAGGGGCUAUGUAGACACAGUCUUCAUAAUAUAAAAGGGGGCUAGUCCCCGCUCAGUUUCAUGCAUCUUUAUUUUUUGUA
Metschnikowia bicuspidata var. bicuspidata NRRL YB-4993 is the source of this 801-nucleotide messenger RNA. RefSeq lists its product as uncharacterized. The transcript has a single exon. Bases 218 to 766 code for a protein of 182 amino acids. The record is from RefSeq and is a predicted model, not a curated record. NCBI's taxonomy places the organism in Eukaryota, Fungi, Ascomycota, Pichiomycetes, Serinales, Metschnikowiaceae.